AUGCUCUUACGGAGCAUGCUCCCUGGCUUUUCAUGUGGCAGCCCUACAAAGUCGUCGGAUACGUGGAACAUCAUGGUGCCCUGCCCUCUGCAGGACAUGCUCGUCUUCAUUCCCAUCGAUCCUGCUGUCUCCAGCAGGGAUGUGGACUGCUUGCUCUUGAAGAAUCACGUCUCUGCUACAGUGGCCGGUGAGGCCAUUUUCGACGGAGAGCCCGGCCUGGAGAUCGACCAGGAUGAGAGCGACUGGGAGAUCGAGACCCGCGCCGGGCGAAGGGUUUUGUGCAUCCGGAUGCGGAAGGCCGGAUCAAAAGGGCUGGGCGUCAAGGAAGACUGUUCCAACUUCGACUCGCUGCCGGAUCUCGGGUUCGUAAUGGCCGGCCACACCUUGAAGCUGACAGCAGAGGAUUACGUUGACCGUGACGGCCAUACUUGCACGUUGUCGCUGAUGACCAUGGACGUGCCACCGCCGAAAGGGCCGCUCUUCAUCUUCGGCGAUCCUCUCCUGCGCAAGUACUACACGGUCUACGACCGCGAAAACCUGCAGGUUGGUUUCGCAAUGGCUGCGCAGCCAAGGCGCGGGGACGGCAAAGCCUGA
This is a messenger RNA of Symbiodinium sp. CCMP2592, 594 nucleotides long. The record is from the annotation of a GenBank genome assembly. NCBI's taxonomy places the organism in Eukaryota, Dinophyceae, Suessiales, Symbiodiniaceae.